Salvelinus namaycush (lake trout) is the source of this 927-nucleotide messenger RNA. Its product is annotated as zinc finger protein 2 homolog. Lineage: Eukaryota; Metazoa; Chordata; Actinopteri; Salmoniformes; Salmonidae. The transcript has 2 exons. The record is from RefSeq and is a predicted model, not a curated record. The annotation marks the transcript as partial.
AAGAGUUUUACUCAGUCAAGCAUCCUGGUAUCACACCAGAGAACACACACAGGAGAGAAACCUUAUAGCUGUGAUCAAUGUGGGAAGAGUUUUACAACAUCUAGCCAUCGGAUUGUACAUCAGAGAACACACACAGGAGAGAAACCUUAUAGCUGUACUCAAUGUGGGAAGAGUUUUACUCACUCAAGCAGCAUGUUAUCACACCAGAGAAAACACACAGGAGAUAAAUCUUAUAGCUGUAAUCAAUGUGGGAAGAGUUUUCUUACAUCUAGCCAUCUGACUAUACACCAGAGAACACACACUGGAGAGAAACCCCAUAGCUGUUAUCAAUGUGACAAGAGAUACUCUGAUAAAAGAUCUCUGAUCAAACAUCAAAGAUUACACACAAGAGACAAACCAUAUGGCUGUGCUCAAUGUGGGAAGAGUUUUGGAAAAUCUAGCCAUCUGACUGAACACCAGAGAACACACACAGGAGAGAAACGGUAUAGCUGUGAUCAAUGUGGGAAGAGUUUUUCUUCAUCUAGCUAUCGUAUUAGACACCAGAGAACACACACAGGAGAGAAACCUUAUUGCUGUGAUCAAUGUGGGAAGAGUUUUACUACAUCCGGCUCUCUGACUCUACACCAGAGAACACACACAGGAGAGAAAUUGUAUAGCUGUGAUCAAUGUGGGAAGAGUUUUACUAGAUCUGACCAUUUGACUUUACACCAGAGAAUACACACAGGAGAGAAAUCUUAUAGCUGUGAUCAAUGUGGGAAGAGUUUUACUAGAUCUGACCAUCUGACUUUACACCAGAGAAUACACACAGGAGAGAUAUUUUAUAGCUGUGAUCAAUGUGGGAAGAGUUUCACUAGAUCUGACCAUCUGACUAUACACCAGCGGAUACACACAGGAGAGAAACCUUAUAGCUGUGGUCAAUGUGGGAAG